AUGUCGUUUCAGCUGCGUCGACUUUUUGGCGGCUUGCGUGUCAAUGCGGGACAGACGGCACGUCGUGGUCUUGAGGACUUUUUUCCAGUGCAAAAGAUAGCGGGUGAAGGUGCCAAGGUUAGUAGCCUUACGCAAGUACCAGCCAGCGUAGGAUCCAAGCAGGUGGCGGUGGGCGGCGACUGGAAGGCCUGGAUGCUGCGUGAGAAGAGCACUGAGGACCUUCACAAGCUCUGGUUUGUACUACUAAAGGAACGCAAUGCACUACUUACGGAACUACAGCACUGUCGUGCCAAGAACUUGGCCAUGUCGAACCCCUCACGACGGACGAAGGUAAAGAAGUCGAUGGCUCGGAUCAAAUUGGUACUGCACGAACGCAGUCAGAUCUACCGGGCCAAUCAGCAAAAGAAGGUGGUUGAGGAGGCUCUGGAGAAGUAG
Messenger RNA from Peronospora farinosa, 435 nucleotides. The record is from the annotation of a GenBank genome assembly. NCBI's taxonomy places the organism in Eukaryota, Oomycota, Peronosporomycetes, Peronosporales, Peronosporaceae.